AUGCACCCUUCGCUACUCCUGCCCCGGAUUCUCGCGUUGAAGGACAGCUCGGCGUUCACGGUGAUUAUUGAUAGCGUGGAACAGUCAGCAUCUCGCUUGAUCAGCGAAUUCCUCCACCACGCACCUGAAUCAACCAAUGUUCUGUACGUCAACUACGAGACAUUGACGGUUGAUAAACGGGUCAACCACGAGAUUUCGGGACACGAAAAGGUCGCCGAGCUCAAGCAAAAGAUUGUCCAGCUGACGGGGACGUCCCAGACUCUCAUCAUCUUCGACACCCUGGCUUUCAUUCCAGAACAAGAGCUGUUCCAGCUGCUCUUCAGUUUGAUCAGCAAGCAUACAACAGUCGUUUGCGUCUACCACGGCGAUAUCCGGUCGAAAAGUGACUCUUCGAGCUCCUGUUACCCCUCGACUCUGUCGCUUCUCAACUACUUUGCCACCAGUAUUCUUACUGUUGGUCCUCUGAGCAGACCAGACGUCAUGCCUCAUGUUUUGGAACAACACAGUAACCGGAUUUCGGCCUGGGACAUCCCUAUGGGCUGCAAUUCGCCGAAAUUUGAGGUGCAGCUGGAUUACAGACGCAAAUCGGGACGCUCGGUCAUUGCUACAUACACUGUAGACAACUCGUCUCAUGCAGUAGCCAUUGCCCCUAACAAGGCGCAGCAGCAAGAAAACGAGGCAGAUCUGCUCAAGGAUCUGACCACGUUUAACCUGACAACUUCCACUCGAAACCAGCAGGCCAAGGAUAAGGUGGAACUGCCGUUUCUGGAGAGUCAAAAGUACGGAGAUGGAGGAGUCCAAGGAGGAGCCAUUGUUUACCAGUACGAAAAGGACGAUGAUUACGACGAAGAAGAUCCUUAUGAAGAUCCCUUCUAA
Yarrowia lipolytica CLIB122 is the source of this 876-nucleotide messenger RNA. RefSeq lists its product as uncharacterized. The record is from RefSeq and is a predicted model, not a curated record. Gene Ontology annotation, biological process: tRNA wobble uridine modification. NCBI's taxonomy places the organism in Eukaryota, Fungi, Ascomycota, Dipodascomycetes, Dipodascales. Gene Ontology annotation, molecular function: tRNA binding. Gene Ontology annotation, cellular component: cytosol; elongator holoenzyme complex; nucleus.